Molecule: messenger RNA, 711 nt
Organism: Etheostoma cragini (Arkansas darter)
Lineage: Eukaryota; Metazoa; Chordata; Actinopteri; Perciformes; Percidae
Product: thioredoxin-interacting protein-like
Exons: 3
Biological process (GO): protein transport
Cellular component (GO): cytoplasm
Molecular function (GO): ubiquitin protein ligase binding
Source: RefSeq, a predicted model, not a curated record
GCUCCGGCGGCGGCGGCCAAUCAGAAGAAGGUUACCUGCAUGUUCAUCCCAGACGGCCAGGUAUCCAUCAGCGCCCAGAUCGACAGGAAGGGCUUCUGCCGCGGCGAAGACAUCUGCAUCCACGCCAAGUUCGAGAACACCUGCUCCCGCAUCGUAGUCCCCAAGGCCGCCAUCAUCGCCAAGCACUCGUACGUCGCCGACGGACGCACCAAGGAGUUGCGUCAGAAGCUGUCGGCGGUCCGGGGGAACCACAUCAUCUCGGGGAUGUGCGACAUGUGGCAGGGGAAAACCAUCCGGGUCCCCAAACUGAAGCCCUCGCUGCUCGGCUGUGACAUCAUCAGGGUGGACUACGCCCUCAUGAUCUCUCUGCACAUCCCGGGCAGCGAGCGCCUGGCGGUGGAGCUGCCCCUGGUGAUCGGGACGGUCCCGUUCAGCGGCGUGGGGAGCCGGACCAGCAGCAUGAGCAGCGCCGCCGAGUCCGUGAGCAGCUGGUCCUCGCUGCCCUCGGCGCCCCCCAGCUACAGCAACAUCCACCGAGACCUGCGCCAGCCGCUGCUGCUGGACUACGAUGGCGCCGAGGACGCCGAGGGCGAGGGGGAGGGGGGGCUCUACAUGAGAGCUCCGCAACUCUACCCCCCUCCCCCCGCAUACACCGAGGUAACAACACUACUAUCAGAGAGGAGCAGGGCUAAUGUGUAUGGGGGGGGCUAA